Molecule: messenger RNA, 792 nt
Organism: Nezara viridula (southern green stink bug)
Lineage: Eukaryota; Metazoa; Arthropoda; Insecta; Hemiptera; Pentatomidae
Source: the annotation of a GenBank genome assembly
AUGGGUUCACUUAUUGUUUAUUUAUUUUUAUCUAUUGUGGCUUUGACUCAAGGGAAAAGAGUUUUGAUCAAUGAAAUAGUUGACGGCAAACUGGCCUUGAACAACUUGAGAGCCGUCCAAGAAGGCAAAACUACUUUGAAUUUGGGCGCAUGGAACUUGGACCUAGUCAGCUUCGAAGGAGCCGUAGCCAUCGGCAUGGACUCAUUACGCAGGUUAGGAUUCUGUACCAUGGAGACUUUCAAUGAUAACAGCAUCAAGUAUAGGUACUUCAUCAGGCAUGACAUCCAUGCCGUAUACUUUACGAAGCUCAAUUCUCCAGUACCAUUCGGCGAAGGAUCCGGUUACUAUAGAGCUUUUACGAAUCUCAUCUCUUUCGAGUAUACUGUCAACUAUGCACGUAAGUGUCAAGUGAACGUCGACACUCUCACAAUUAAAACAGGUUUGGAAUUGGAACUAUGCGUGCAAACAACUUGUCGCAACAGCACCGCUGAUAUGGAUUUAAACAGUUUUGUAGCUUCAUAUCUCGAUCCUGGCUUGAAUAAAAUGUUGGCAGCGAAUACGCAAAAGGUUGAAGAUUCGCUGAAUAAGGUCUACUGUCAGACUAAUGCUCGAUUCGAUAGCAAUGACCAAAUCGAGAAAGGCCAAAGGUCACCAAAUAUACACAGUUUUUUAAUCUCCUUUAUUCUUUAUUCAACGUUUCGGCUUCAGGAGCCAUUUUCAAGAUCCUGCAAAACUAAUUUUAAUUUAGUUUUUACAAUUCAAAUACAUCCCUAUCAGACACAUAUUAUUUAA